Molecule: messenger RNA, 1773 nt
Organism: Triticum dicoccoides
Lineage: Eukaryota; Viridiplantae; Streptophyta; Magnoliopsida; Poales; Poaceae
Product: lipid phosphate phosphatase 2-like
Exons: 8
Coding region: 579-1553 (324 amino acids)
Biological process (GO): phospholipid metabolic process; phospholipid dephosphorylation
Cellular component (GO): membrane
Molecular function (GO): phosphatidate phosphatase activity
Source: RefSeq, a predicted model, not a curated record
CCUGGCCGGCGAACCACCACGGAAAUCGUCGUCGUCACAGCUCACGAGCAGCGGCAAGUCAGCCCACGACGCGCUCGAUUCCAACAACCUGAACCAGUCCAGUCUCCAUGGAUGGGCCAGCCGCCCUAGCCUAGCCUCGCCUAGCACACCUCCCCCGUGCCAGCCGCUCCCAGUUGGCCACCCGUUCUCAGGCGAGAAAAGCACACGCACGACACGCGAGGAAGCAUCAUCCAUCAAUUCGCCGGCGGCGGGCGUUCAACAUCGGAGGCAAGCCGCCGCACCGGACCGGAGCCCCAGAGGGCGGAGAAACGCAAAGAAUCCAAGAAACAGAGGCGCCGAGGCAAGCAAGAAACAGAGACCGCGCGGCUCGCCGCCGUCAAGCUCGCGGCCGCUGUCCCUGCAGGGAAGGAGGAGGAGGCGGUGGUGGUGGUGCUCUGCUCGUCCCUGACGCCGCCGUUGACUCCGGACCGCCGGCUCCGGCAGGAGGAAUCUCCGCUCUUCGUUCGCCCUCCCGCUCGCAAGAGGAUCCUCCCGGCGAAUCUAUCGAAUCCCCCCUCCUGCCCGCGCCGGAGACCAAGAUGCCGCCACCGGGACCGGCGGCGGCGGCGCCCAUCCAGCUGGGGGUGCCGCCCCCGUACCUGAGGACCCACGGGGCCAAGAUGGCGCGGCGGCACAUGUACGACUGGAUCGUGCUGCUCCUCCUCGCCGCCAUCGAGGUCGUGCUCAACCUCAUCACGCCCUUCCACCGCUUCGUCGCCGAGUUCAUGAUGGACGACCUCCGCUACCCCAUGAAGCCCAACACCAUCCCCGUCUGGGCCGUCCCGAUAUACGCCGUCAUCCUGCCGAUGCUCAUCUUCGCCACCAUCUAUGUCAAGAAGAAGAAUGCCUACGACCUGCAUCACGCCAUACUAGGCCUGCUGUUCUCCGUGCUCAUCACCGGCGUCCUCACCGACGCGAUCAAGGACGGCGUCGGCCGACCCCGCCCCAACUUCUACUAUCGAUGCUUUCCUGACGGGGUGCCGAACUACGAGGCGGUCACUCGACAAGUCAUAUGCCACGGAGACGCGAAAGUCAUCAAAGAAGGGCACAAGAGCUUCCCCAGUGGCCACACCUCAUGGUCCUUUGCCGGGCUGGGCUUCCUGUCGUGGUACCUUGCCGGCAAGAUCAGGGUGUUUGACCGGGGCGGACACAUUGCCAAGCUCUGCAUCGUGAUCCUGCCGCUGCUCUUCGCUGCCAUGGUCGGCGUGUCGCGGGUCGCAGACUACUGGCACCACUGGCAGGACGUGUUUGCCGGUGGAAUCCUUGGGCUGGUUGUUGCUUCGUUCUGCUAUCUGCAGUUCUUCCCGCAUCCGGCUAGCAAACACGGGCUGUGGCCUCAUGCAUUCCAACAUCACAAUCCUAACCCGGAAACUGAGAACCAAGGAACAACAGAUGCCCAUCAGUCGGUGCUGCCGCAUGAUCUGUCCGUGGUACAAUAUGUUACCUCCAUGGAGAUGAGAACCAAUGGCCGAGCGUUGGAUAACAUGGAGGCUGGCAGCGGCAGAGCUUGGUAACUGAAUACGACCACCAUGGGGAUGGGGGCAGGCACGCACCAUCAGAGACAUCAGCUUGUAGGUAGGUAGGUACUAGUAGAACUCUUGUUCUGUAUAUGUUUCUUGUAAAGACAAAUAAAAUUGCGCGAUUUGGUUCGUGGUCGGACCGAAGUAGAUCUAGUCCUUGAGUUUUCAGAAUCAAUCCAUUGAUCUAGUCCUAAACAAGUGCAUUUUCUGUUCA